Messenger RNA from Orcinus orca (killer whale), 3131 nucleotides. It is a transcript of the gene DPP7, whose product is annotated as dipeptidyl peptidase 7. The record is from RefSeq and is a predicted model, not a curated record. Bases 354 to 1892 code for a protein of 512 amino acids. Gene Ontology annotation, biological process: proteolysis. Gene Ontology annotation, molecular function: dipeptidyl-peptidase activity; serine-type exopeptidase activity. Gene Ontology annotation, cellular component: vesicle. The transcript is spliced from 13 exons. NCBI's taxonomy places the organism in Eukaryota, Metazoa, Chordata, Mammalia, Artiodactyla, Delphinidae.
CAGGACAACGCCGUGCGGCCGGGAGGCGGCUGGGCAGCGGGGCAGGCACUUCCGCCCGGUGCGUGUGUGGCACGGCGCCCGGCCCUCAGCAGUGGCCGCUAGAGGACGGGUGACUGGCCAGGCACGUCCCCCGCCCCAGCACCGGGCCCUCGAGCCCUCUGCCCACUUCCUGUGCCCCCACAGCGACCAUCUUCACGGUGACACAGGAGCGCCAGAAGCUUGAGGACCCGGAAGCUGGCCGCCGGCAGGACACGGCAGAGCUGCUCACAGCCCCGCCCAGGCCGUCACGUGAGGGCGUCCUGCCGGUCACGUGACCCCGCCCACCUGACCCGGAGCCGGCGGGCAAAGUGAACAUGAGCUCCGCGGCCCAGGCGGCCCCGACGUGGGCCCUGGCCCUGGUGCUGGCCCUGCAGCUGCGCAGCCUGGAGGCCGGGGCCCACAGAGCCACGGACCCUGACUUUCAGGAGGCCUACUUCGAGCAGCUCCUGGACCAUUUCAACUUCGAGAGGUUUGGGAACAAGACCUUCCGCCAGCGGUUCCUGCUGUCAGAGAAGUUCUGGAAGAGGGGCGAGGGGCCAAUAUUCUUCUACACGGGCAACGAGGGGGACGUGUGGUCCUUCGCCAACAACUCGGGGUUCAUCCUGGAGCUGGCGGCGCAGCAGGGGGCCCUGGUCGUCUUUGCCGAGCACCGGUACUACGGAAAGUCUCUCCCGUUCGGUGAGCGGUCCAGGUGCCGCGGGUACACGGAGCUGCUGACGGUGGAGCAGGCCCUGGCCGACUACGCGGGGCUGCUCCGGGCGCUUCGGCAGGAACUUGGGGCCCAGGACGCCCCCGCCAUCGCCUUUGGCGGGAGCUAUGGGGGGAUGCUCAGCGCCUACAUGAGGAUAAAGUACCCCCACCUCGUGGCGGGGGCACUGGCAGCCAGCGCACCUGUCGUCUCGGUGGCAGGCCUCGGUGACCCCUACCAGUUCUUUCGCGACGUCUCAGCAGAUUUUGAGGGCCAGAGUCCCAAGUGUGCCCAGGCCGUGCGGGACGCCUUCCGGCAGAUCAAGGACUUGUUCCUACAGGGAGCCUAUGACACGGUCAGCCAAGAGUUCGGCACCUGCUGGCCACUCUCUGGCCCAGGGGACCUGACCCAACUCUUCGGGUUUGCCCGGAAUGCCUUCACCCUGCUGGCCAUGAUGGACUACCCGUACCCUACCGACUUCGUGGGACACCUUCCUGCCAACCCCGUCAAGGUUGGCUGCGACCAGCUGCUGAGCGAGAGCCAGAGGAUCAAGGGGCUCCGAUCGUUGGCCGGCCUGGUGUACAACUCCUCGGGCACGGAGCCCUGCUAUGACAUCUACCUGCAGUACCAGGUCUGUGCCGACCCCACGGGCUGCGGCUUGGGCCCUGAUGCCAAGGCCUGGGACUACCAGGCCUGCACUGAGAUCAACCUGACGUUUUCCAGCAACAAUGUGUCGGACAUCUUCCCUGACCUGCCCUUCACUGAAGCCCUGCGCCAGCAGUACUGCCUGGACACGUGGGGCGUGUGGCCCCGGCAGGACUGGCUGCAGACCAGCUUUGGGGGAGGCGACCUCACGGCUGCCAGCAACAUCAUCUUCUCCAACGGUGACCUGGACCCCUGGGCCGGGGGAGGGAUUCAGAGCAACCUGAGCAUGUCAGUCCUCGCCGUCACCAUCCACGGGGGAGCGCAUCACCUGGACCUCAGAGCGUCCCACCCAGAAGACCCCGCAUCUGUCGUGGAGGCGCGCAGGCUAGAGGCCACCCUCAUCGGCAAGUGGGUCGAGGCAGCGAGGCAUGAGCAGCGGCUGCGGCUGGCACAGCACAGGGGCUCCGAGGCUGAGGGGUGCUCCCCCAGCAGGACCAGGGAGGACUUGCUGGGAGCCUGAGGCGAGUAAGCGGGGGAGGAGCCCUGGCCCGACAUCCUGAACCUGGAGCUUGGCCAGGGUGGGCAGGGCCUUGCCCGAGGGAGAGGCCGGACAAACACUGGUGGCCUGUCAGGCAUGUCCUGUCCCACGUCCUGUCCUGUCUUGAGGCCCUGGACACAGUGAACACACUUAUACCACCUCCUAAACUCCGCUGAUAAAUAAAGCAGAGUCCUCAGCUCCCAUCUGUGCCUUGGGUGACGGGGGAUACCGGCCUUUCCUGCGGUGGCCAAUCCACACCACCACGAGAGGCCACCCCGGUGAUCCUCCACCUCCCUUCUCAGCUGUCCUCUUCAUCCUCUUCGUCCCCAACCACUGCAGUGUCCGUCUGGGGAGCCCUGCAGCCCCCAAGUCCCCCUGCUUGGGGCCAGGCCUGGGCGGGGCCGGGGGGCAGUCUGCCUCACUCAGCGGACUCAGGCCCCACCGUGUGGGAACCCUGCUGUCCCGAGUCCCACACCCACCGCUGCCCAAGAGGCUCCCGCGCUGGGGUAUGGGGGGCGGGGGUGGCGACAGGGGGCAUCACGUGCCCCCCCAGCUGGGGAGGUCGUGCCAGGCAGGCAGCCACAGCCGUGAGAGGCAGGGCAAGAGGCCGACUGAGACACGGGCCCCGCACACCUGCCGGGCACCCGCCGGGCACGGAGCCUGCAGGGCCCGUGGGCAAGUGGAGGGCGGCAGCCCUGCCUGAGGGGGAGCGCACAAGGUGCGAGCGGAGGAGGGGCCACAGCAACAGGCCAGGCCCUGGCUGACCCUGGGUCCGGCGCCUGUGCAGAGGCUUCUAGGGGUAAGAACGAAGUCUCCUCACGUUCAACACAAAGAAGGGGCUGGCCUGUCCUGCAGGGCCACCAGGGCCUGGGAGCUAGGGCCAGCCGAGGCCCAGGAUCCUGGCUUCUCUCUGGAAAGCUACCCCGGGGUCAGUCCUAAGGCGUGGAUGCAGCCGGCUGACGAAGAGGAGUGAGGGCUUCCGUGGUGGUGCAGUGGUUAGGAAUUCGCCUGCCAAUGCAGGGGACACGGGUUCGAGCCCUGGUCCGGGAAGAUCCCACAUGCCGCAGAGCAACUACUGAGCCUGCACUCUAGAGCCCACGAGCCACAACUACUGAAGCCCGCACACCUAGAACCCGUGCUCCGCAACAAGAGAAGCCACCGCGAUGAGAAGCCUGCGCACCGCAACGAAGACCCAAUGCAGCCAAAAUUAAAUAAAAUAAA